Messenger RNA from Myotis daubentonii (Daubenton's bat), 2020 nucleotides. RefSeq names its product HCK proto-oncogene, Src family tyrosine kinase (gene HCK). Gene Ontology annotation, biological process: protein phosphorylation. NCBI's taxonomy places the organism in Eukaryota, Metazoa, Chordata, Mammalia, Chiroptera, Vespertilionidae. The record is from RefSeq and is a predicted model, not a curated record. Gene Ontology annotation, molecular function: ATP binding; protein tyrosine kinase activity; protein binding.
GGGUUAGCAUCGCUCCCGGCGCGGCUGAGUCGCCCAGAUGGCCUGUGGGCGCCACCGUGUCCCUAGUUCUCGCCCCGGCGGGCCGCCCCGGCCUAGAGGCUAGCGGAGGGGGACCCCGACAGUUCAGCUCGAGGGGAGCUUUGAAAGGACCGCGCACGGAAGCCCCUCGGAGGGCCGCCCCAGCCGCUUCUUCACAGUCAGGACCCCGGAGGCUGCUGAGCUGGGGGGGCGCUCGAGCAGUGAGGAUCCGGGCCGCCCGCAGGAGGAGGAGCGGGCGCCCAGGAUGGGGUGUGUGAAGUCCAAGUUCCUCCGGGAUAGAGACAAGGUCUCAAAGAGCGAGGCCAGUGCCAACCCACACAGCCCGUUGUAUGUGCCAGAUCCCACGUCCACGGGCAAGCGGCGACCUGACCCCAACAAUGGCAACCCCCCCGAGUCCACGGAGGCAGGUUCUAAGGAUAACAUCGUGAUUGCCCUGUAUGACUACGAGGCCAUUCACCAUGGAGACCUCAGUUUCCAGAAGGGAGACCAGAUGGCGGUCCUGGAGGAGUCGGGGGAAUGGUGGAAGGCUCGGUCCCUGGCCACCCGGAAAGAGGGCUACAUCCCAAGCAACUACGUUGCCCGCGUUGACUCUCUGGAGAGAGAGGAGUGGUUCUUCAAGGGCAUCAGCCGGAAGGAUGCAGAGCGCCAACUUCUGGCCCCUGGCAACGUGCUGGGCUCCUUCAUGAUCCGCGACAGCGAGACCACCAAAGGGAGCUACUCUUUGUCCGUACGAGACUACGACCCCCAGCAUAGGGAUGCAGUGAAACAUUAUAAGAUCCGGACCCUGGACAACGGCGGCUUCUACAUCUCCCCACGAAACACCUUCAGCACCCUGCAGGAGCUGGUGGCCCACUACAUGAAAGGGAGUGACGGACUCUGCCAGAAGCUGACGGUGCCCUGCGUGUCCUCCAAGCCCCAGAAGCCGUGGGAGAAAGAUGCCUGGGAGAUCCCUCGGGAAUCCCUCGAGCUGGAGAAAAAGCUUGGAGCCGGGCAGUUUGGGGAAGUCUGGAUGGCGACCUACAACAAGCACACCAAGGUGGCCGUGAAGACCAUGAAGCCAGGGAGCAUGUCUGUGGAGGCCUUCCUGGCAGAGGCCAACCUGAUGAAAACUCUGCAGCACGACAAGCUGGUGAAGCUGCACGCAGUGGUCACGGAGGAGCCCAUUUACAUCGUCACGGAGUUCAUGGCCAAAGGAAGCCUGCUGGACUUCCUGAAAAGUAAUGAAGGCAGCAAGCAGCCAUUGCCAAAACUCAUCGACUUCUCAGCCCAGAUUUCGGAAGGCAUGGCCUUCAUCGAGCAGAGGAACUACAUUCACCGAGACCUCCGAGCCGCCAACAUCCUGGUCUCUGCGACCCUGGUGUGUAAGAUUGCUGACUUCGGCCUGGCGAGGGUCAUCGAGGACAACGAGUACACGGCCCGGGAAGGGGCCAAGUUCCCCAUCAAGUGGACAGCUCCCGAAGCCAUCAACUUUGGCUCCUUCACCAUCAAGUCAGACGUCUGGUCCUUUGGUAUCCUGCUGAUGGAGAUCGUCACCUAUGGCCGGAUCCCAUACCCAGGCAUGACAAACCCUGAGGUGAUCCGGGCGCUGGAGCGUGGGUACCGCAUGCCCCGGCCAGAGCACUGCCCCGAGGAGCUCUACAACAUCAUGACGCGCUGCUGGAAGAACCACCCCGAGGAGCGGCCCACCUUCGAAUACAUCCAGAGUGUGCUGGACGACUUCUACACGGCCACGGAGAGCCAGUACCAGCAGCAGCCGUGAUGGGGGACCACGGCAGGGCCAGGCUCUGACGCGAUGCCUGUGAGGUUCACCAGCGCCAUCUGCUAGAUGUCCGCUCACCCUUCUCACUCCCAGACACCCACCCUCACUCCAGCCUCAGUUCCUCAUCUGUCAAGUGGGUGGGCUGGACUGGACAAUCUCUUUCUGACUCUAGCAAUCCACAAUCUGCCAUUCUCAGGAGACCCCAAGUAAUAUUUCUGUUGC